Molecule: messenger RNA, 1264 nt
Organism: Psylliodes chrysocephalus
Lineage: Eukaryota; Metazoa; Arthropoda; Insecta; Coleoptera; Chrysomelidae
Source: the annotation of a GenBank genome assembly
CAUACUUAAAAAAUCUUAUAAAUUAGACAAGAAUAUUUUGUCAGUAAUCAUAAGUUACAAAAUGUUCACUGCUAAAGUUAUCUUCCUCGCUUUUGUAGCGGUAUGCUAUGGAGCACCAAAUGCUAAAUUCUCCAGCAAGGGUCUCAAGAUUUACCCUGGCGAUGAAGUCAAAAUAGAAGAUUAUCCAUACGUAGCUUCAAUCCAAUAUUGUAGUCGAACUUAUCAUAUCUGUCAUCACAUUUGCGGUGGUGUAAUUAUCAACAAAAACUGGGUAUUGUCCAGUACGGGUUGUAUAUUUGAAGGUUAUAAGGUUAUCGUUGGAGAUUUGCCCGGAAGUGAACCAGUUACUGUUGAUAUUGAAGCUAAAUACAGAUAUCCUAACUCCACCGAUGAGUACGGUCCAAAUGACGUUGCUCUAUUUAAGUUAGCUAAAGAACUCAUCUUUAACGAAAAAGUGCAACCAGCAAAAUUGCCAACGCAAGGCCAAGAAUUCAGCGGCACAGCUGUCGUGACCGGUUACGGCACCAGUUACGAGGCUAACCAAAACAUACUCAGAGCAGUCCCUAAUGUAACACUUAUUUCUAACGAUGAUUGUAACGAAGCCAUCAAGCAACUUACUCUUGACGAAGAUGUUUCUUUACAUGACAGCAACAUAUGUACCUUAAAAGAAGCAUCAACCACCUGCCAAGGUGACGUCGGUGGUCCUCUAUCCCAAGACGGAACCGUGAUCGGUAUGGUCACAUGGUCCGGUCCAAAUGACCUUGCUCUAUUUAAGUUAGCUGAAGAUCUCACCUUUAAUCACAAAGUGCAACCAGCAAAAUUACCAACUCAAGGCCAAGAAUUCAGCGGUACAGCUGAUUGGGUAGGUUACGCCACCUCAUUCUUGCCUAAUCAAAACUUUCUUAAUGGCGGGAUUAAUGACACCCUUAUUUCUAACGAUGAUUGUAAAAAAGCCAUCAAGUCAUUUGUCCUAAACGUAGACGGUACUUUAUAUGACAGCAACAUAUGUACCUUAAGCAAAGCAGCAACCACUAGCCUAGGUGACGUCGGUGGUCCUCUAUCUCAAAACGGAACCGUCAUCGGUACUGUCUCAUGGUACAUUUCUCCAACCUCGUUAGAAGGAGGUCCAAAUGUGUUCACCAAGCUGUCUAACUUCAUUGACUGGAUCGAAAAAACCAUUGCUGAAAAUAAUUAAAUUGUAUGAUUUUGUAUGAUUCUUAUUUUUUUGUGGGAAUUAAAUAUAAUCUAAUGAUCAUAUAUCAAA